AUGAACACACACACACACACACACACACAUUCUGACAUAAGAAACACCUUUUUCUCUGAAAUUGGCAUUGGUAUCUCAGCCAACAGCUUCCUUCUUCUCUUCUACAUCCUCAAGUUCAUUGGUGGGCACAGGCCCAGACCCACUGACAUGCUCAUUGGUCUGCUGACCCUAAUCCACCUACUGAUGUUAAUGUUCAUGGCAUUCAUAGCCAUGGACAUCUUUAUUUCUUUGAGGGGAUGGGAUGACACCAUAUGUAAACUCAUUGUCUACCUGUACAGAAUUUGGAGGGGCCUCUCCCUUUGUACCACCAGCCUGCUAAGUGUCUUCCAGGCCAUCACCCUCAGUCCCAGAAGCUCCUGUCUAGCCAAGUUCAAGCACAAAUCUCGCCAUUACAUCUCAUGUGCCCUUCUUUUGCUGAGUGUCCUCUAUAUGCUCACUAGCAGUCACUUCUUAGUAUCGAUUGUUGCCACUCCCAAUUUGACUUCAAACAACUUCAUGUUUGUUAGUAGAUUCUGUUCUCGCCUACCCAUGAGUUAUCUCAUGAAAAGCACAUUUUCUACACUGCUGGCCAUCAGGGAAGCCUUUCUUAUUAGUCUCAUGGUCAUCUCGACUUGGUACAUGGUGGCUCUCUUGUGCAGGCACAGGAAGCAGGCCCUGCAUCUUCACAGCACCAGCCUUUCUCCAAAAGCAUCCCCAGAGCAAAGAGCAAACAGGACCAUCCUUCUGCUCAUGAGCUUCUUCGUGUUGAUGUCUGUCUUGGAUGGCUUUAUCUCCUGCUCAAGAACUAUGUAUAUGAAUGAUGCAACAUCUUACUCUAUCCAAUUCUUUGUGGUCCAUCUCUAUGCCACAGUCAGCCCUUUUGUGUUUACGAGCACUGAAAAACAUGUUGCUAACUUUUUCAGGUCUAUGUGUGGAGGACAUAAAUGUUUUAAUGUUCAUUGA
Molecule: messenger RNA, 942 nt
Organism: Psammomys obesus (fat sand rat)
Lineage: Eukaryota; Metazoa; Chordata; Mammalia; Rodentia; Muridae
Product: vomeronasal type-1 receptor A11-like
Biological process (GO): G protein-coupled receptor signaling pathway
Cellular component (GO): membrane
Molecular function (GO): pheromone receptor activity
Source: RefSeq, a predicted model, not a curated record